AUGUUACGCUUCUUUCAGCUCUUUAUCUUCGUCUCGGGCCUCAUCUCGACUGUCAAUGGAGCCGAAAAGACAAAUUAUAUGAUCAACCCUGUCUACGAAAACAACAAAAGUCCUGUUUGGACCUUGGGUGACCAGGAAGUGGUUGAAUGGAAAACCGAUCUACCGGUGUACAACGUCUCUAUAUGGCAGGAGAGUCCAACGGGGGAUGGCGCCAUCUCUGGAGGCAACGCAUUUGCUCAAACCAAUGACAAGUAUCAAGUGUCAAACUUCACCUGGACUGUCCAAAUCUACAGCUUUGAUCUGGAGUAUUCAAACAAAUUCUUCUUCUGGAUCAACCCCAAAGGACCAAGCGGGUUUCCCUCGGCCUAUUUCAAUAUAGUUAGGAAAUCAUCGACUGCAACGGCCACCGCUUCAACCUUGGCACCUUCGUCACCUCCUAGUCCUACUGCCACCCCGGACGAUCCAGAAACCGCCAACCCGACCGAUCCACAAACCGCCAACCCGACCGGUCAAUCGACAGGACUCUCGACGACAGCAAAGCUUGCACUUGGACUUGGGCUUGGCAUAGGUAUCCCUAUACUAGCCGCACUGGGCGCACUAGUUUGGUUGAAGGCUAGGCAAUUGAAAGCAACCCAGCUGGCAGCUAGCGUGGCAGCUUCUCAUGGGACGGGAAUGCCGCAACAACGAGGUCCCAACAUGAAUACAGGAGAGAUGCAUGGAACCGACUCGACUGGUUUCCGUUCGGAGUUGUCCCAGGAUGCUGGUGGAAAACCACUUCGCACUGAAUUACCGGAUCGGCGUUAUGAGUGA
This is a messenger RNA of Penicillium concentricum, 810 nucleotides long. RefSeq lists its product as uncharacterized. The coding region runs from base 1 to 810 and encodes 269 amino acids. The transcript has 2 exons. The record is from RefSeq and is a predicted model, not a curated record. Lineage: Eukaryota; Fungi; Ascomycota; Eurotiomycetes; Eurotiales; Aspergillaceae.